Hemibagrus wyckioides is the source of this 1647-nucleotide messenger RNA. It is a transcript of the gene lrit2, whose product is annotated as leucine-rich repeat, immunoglobulin-like and transmembrane domains 2. The coding region runs from base 88 to 1647 and encodes 519 amino acids. NCBI's taxonomy places the organism in Eukaryota, Metazoa, Chordata, Actinopteri, Siluriformes, Bagridae. The transcript has 3 exons. The record is from RefSeq and is a predicted model, not a curated record. Gene Ontology annotation, molecular function: protein binding.
CUUUUAAAUCAGGUCUACUCAGCGCUCGGGUUCUGCGUGACAGGAUGCUCCUGCACUGAGGACGGCGCUGGAAGGUCUUUAUUGUGUAUGGAAAGUGCUUUAGGAUCAGUUCCUGAGAAUCUGCCUGGAGAUUUCAUAAAAAUCAGAAUUGAGAAUUCACACCUCACAGAAAUACCACAAAGAGCUUUUUCCACAGCCAGUGCCUUGGAAUCUCUGUGGCUGAACUUUAACACCAUCACGCUGAUGAACGUGAAGAGCCUUGAAGGUCUGUCUAACCUGACUGAGCUUCGGCUGGAAGGGAAUAAACUGAGGAGCGUGCCGUGGACGGCCUUUCAGGAAACGCCGCAACUCAGAAUCCUGGAUUUAAAACACAACCGGUUGGACGUGUUGCCAGAGUUCGCGUUACGCCACCUUCCCUCGCUGACCUAUUUAGAUUUAUCCUUCAAUCAGCUUACAGUGAUCUCCCCGGAUGUUUUCCUCAACUGGCCUCGCUAUCAGGGACGAAAGCACAGCAGGAUGAAGGAGAGCGAUGCUAAUGUGGUCUUAGCACUGCACGAUAACCAGUGGAUGUGCGACUGCCGACUCAAAGGCUUCAUCGACUUCGUCAAAUCCGUCAGUCCGCCAAUCAUCCUGAUGAACUCGUACCUGUCCUGCUCUGCCCCGAAGUCCAAAGCCGGGAAGUUUUUCCAUGAAGUUGAGCUGAGGAAUUGUCUGAAGCCAGAAAGCUCUACGCCCGAUGCUAACGUCACGGCGACGUUAGGGUCCAACACGACGCUGAGGUGCAUAGUGAAGGCGAGACCUGAUGCCGUGGUUCGAUGGAGCUACAGUUUGAAAGCCGUCAGAGGUUUCACAGUUUCUCAGUCUCAGGUGAACGAGGAUACAAUCAUCUCGGCUUUAAUAAUCCCGUCAGUGCGCUCGUCCGAUCACGGCCUCUACAAAUGCAGUGCCAGCAACUUCAUCGGGAAUUCCUCCGCUAGCAUCCAGCUCAACGUCCUGCACUAUAAUGCUACCUUUGCGAUGUCCCCCGGCUUUCCUCUGCCUUCCGUUAAUGAAAACAUCUACAUCGAUAUACGAAUUGCCAAGCAGACAGUGUAUGGUAUAACCAUUGAGUGGUACGCAGCAACAGAGAAUCCUUCCGAAACCUGGUUCACUAUCCAUUUUGGUCGCUACGAUUCUCCAAAGAAAGAGGCUUUGUACGUCGGCCCAGGCAUCAACAAGUACUCUGUGAAUGAUCUGGAACCAGCUACCAAGUAUGAGGUGUGUGUGUCGCUGAAGAAUCAGUCACCUCGUCCGGAGCAGUGUAUUGUGUUCGUGACAGGGAGCAGCACAAAUGAACUGGAGCAGCGCGAGCGACUCAUCCACAUCAUCGUGAUUGUUUGUGCCAUGGUUCUAGCGGUUCCUGCCGGAAUGUUCGCCUGCACCACCAACACCAGGAUCAGCUGCUUGGAUCGCUGCACUCAGAUCUGCAGCAGAAAUCAGGAAAAGAGGGAAGCAAAGGACUCGCAGGAAAACGACAGGCAGGGAACGUUCGACAGCCUGCAGGCGGCCAGCGACGAAGGACUUUACAGAGACCCAGGGAAAGAGCGGAAGUGGAGACGGCGCUCGGAGGACAGAGUGCAGAAGGGUAACAGUGCACAGCUCUACUGA